Heterotrigona itama is the source of this 8387-nucleotide messenger RNA. NCBI's taxonomy places the organism in Eukaryota, Metazoa, Arthropoda, Insecta, Hymenoptera, Apidae. The record is from the annotation of a GenBank genome assembly.
AUGUUAAUCGAAGAAUUUUGUACAUUUAAGGUAUUAAAAAUAUUGAUAUUUAAAAUGUAAAUAUAAUUGUUAUAAUAACGGUGUAGUAACUGAUAUAGAUAAUUAAUUGUAUAAUAAAUUUUUAAUAAAAAAAAUGUUUUUUUUAAAAGAGUUCACAAAAUAAUUAUUUUAGCAUUGCAAAAAAAAAAGAAUAAUUAGAAAAUCUUUUAAAUAAACAAUUAUUUUAUUUAGUAUCUAUAGAAAAUGAGCAAAUAAAGUAAUAAAUUUUUAAUAUACAAGUUUAAUAUUUGUAAAGAUGAUAGAAUAAUAUUUUUCAUAAUAUUCUUAUGUGAAUCACAGAGGGGGUGUCGUUCUAAAGGAACCUAUAGAAAAGGGCGGGGGCUUGUUAGUCAACCCUAUUACUAUACAUUGUUGCAAUUGCAGAUUGUCCUUAUUCUUGGGAGAGGUUCUCAUUGGAUGUGCACGUGUACUUGGUCACGUGACUAUAUAUAACAAACGCUACUGGUCGUUUCGUCCCUUUAACAUUACGCGUACGUCAUAAAAUUUACGGUCACGUGAUUAUUGUCGCCAUCUUGGCAGUUUUCGACGACGAAGGUAAGAAGGAUCCGUGACGUCGAACCCAAAUAAACACAAAGUAUAUGUGAAUAAUUUUGAUAUAAAAACGGUGUAUAUCAAGUGUCGAAGGAGUCGCGUGUGUAGCCGAAUAUUUAUCAGUGUUCCGAACGGUCAGUGAAUUUAAAUAGCGCGGCAUUUGCGAUGUGUGUGUGUUUCGAUUAUUGGUCCUCUUUGGGGGGAUAAUCGUGAUCGGCUAGCGACCACCACGGCAGCUGUUCGACAGUUAAGCCAGCCCUUAUGAAGAAAUGGCGGCACCUUUCUAAAAUUUUAAUUAAUUAAUAAACACGAGUGUUUUCGUAUUUCCAAGAUCGUAGAUGAAAACAAGAUAUUAUUAUUUGUAAAAAAGAAAAAAAAAAAAAGAAAGAAACGCCAAGGGACUUGCGAUUGAUUUGUUGGAUUUUAUGAUUUGUAUAGUUGUGGUACCGAAUAACACAAUAUAACCAGGGCCGUGACGAUCCUCUCAAUUCCCUUGCGCAUUCCCCGUAAUUUUAACUCCUCUUAUCUCUUUAUUAAACAGACUGUCUCGUCAGAUUCUUAACAAAAUUUCGAAUGUGUACGCUAAUGUUUACGUUUCUGUGAUGACUAUACUUACUACGUUACUGAUGGUACUAGAAUUCAUUCACGAUAUAUCGAUUGCUAUUAACUACAGAUUUAACUAAAUUACUUACGUACAUUACAUUAUUAUAUACGAUAACAUUAGUGAUAUUUAUACACUGAAUAUUGUCUAACGAGAUUUGUUAUGUAUUUCAUUACCGUUGUUUUCAUAUUGAAACAAUUGAUCCAAAAUUGAUCGUUAAUAAUUUAUUUCAAUUAUAUCGAAGCAGUAUGUGUUUAUCUUUUAAAAGUGGUGUGAUUUUGCAUCAUUAUUUUGCUUACUUAAGUGCAUGAUCAGCAAAAUACGGAGUAAAUUCCUGGGAGAAAUGCUAUAUGUAAAUUAUUAAAAUUGCGAUAGAGAGAAUCAUGAUUUUAAUCUUCUAAACCGACUAAAUAAAACAUUAUUAUACAUUAAUAUUUCUAUAAUUUCAAUUAUUUAAUUAUAUAUUACUUUAUUUCAAUGAAUUUUCAGUGUAGUGAAACAGAAGAUACUUAGUUCAACCAGUGCUCUCUUUUAGUAUUUAAUACGUUUUAAACAAUUUAUAUUGCAUACGAUAUAAAUUUCUUAUAUUAUGACCAAAAACGUUUAAUCGACUUUGUUUUUUGAUUCUUAUUGAAAAAGAGAAUAUUAUUCAAUAUUUUAAAAAAUAUAUCAUUUUCUUUUUUUUUUUUUUUACAUAAAUUUUUGUUUCAGACUAAUAGACAUCUAUAUAAAGAACGAUUGAAUAAUAAUUAAAUGGUAUCCAAAGGAAAUACUACAUCAUCGAUUUUUCCGUUCUCAACUAUUCUACAUUUAUUUUUACUUAACCCUCGUGAAAAAGAGCCCACGAUUUUGCGACGGCCCUGGGCAUAACUUUUUAACGUUUCCAACGUCGCGCCUGCCCUCUGGUGCCUAAUUUUCAGCGAUGAAUGUUCACUAUUUACAGGUUUUGUGAAUAAAUCGUGUAUCGUGUGUAUAAGGGACAAAUCGUAGCUCCACCGUCGCCGCUGAAGAUCACACGUUGUGAAAAUGUCGCGGUAUCAGAAAAUCGUUUAGGACAAGCAAGCGGUCAGGUGCGUAUAUUUGUGCUUAGUGACAGGAGACGAAGGAGUUUUGUACGCGUUCCAUUACCUCACAGAUCUGCCGGGGGAUUCGUGGAUAAGCGAGUUAAGUAGCACGAGACAUGUCCCGAAACGAACAUACUGAAUGGAGUUCCUCAGUGUUUUCGAUCACCUGUACGUCCAAUUCUUUUUCACGUUCUCCAACUUCCAUAAUAAUCUUUACAUUGUUAGUUUGAAUGAACGAUACGAAUGCUGUAUCGAAGAUGAACGUUAAUGUAGGUUAAAGUAUGCUCAGCAUCUUUCAGAAGAGUCCUAAAGAUGUCUUUCGAACGAGAUGUAGAAUGAUUUCUAUCAUCUUAUCUGUUUUUUACUUCGUAUCGUCAAAUCCGUAUUUUCAAUAAAAUUCGUCAUAAAGAUAAAUGGUAACUCGAAAAAUUUCAAUAGGAAUUUUGGACAAGAACGCCUCCGAUCGGGUGGAUCAGAUCUAUAUAGAUAAUCUGACAAAAUGGUCCGCGUUUAUCUAGUUCCUUCAUCGUCGCGUAUCUUCAGUCCACAUUAGAGUAUUUGUUACUUGCCGUGUUGAAAUCACAUAGAUAAUGUGAAUUUCCAAGAGAAAUUCGUUCAAGUGCAGCAUCGCCAUGAAAGAUGAAUCUGUCACGAUCGGAUUCGCUAGGUCAUAGGGUUGUUCUGUAGGUGGUUGGCGUGUUGUCCGGCAUGUAAUAUAGAGAGUUCGGAAGGUUGUGCGCUCGCGCGCUCAUCUAUGGAUGGCGAGUUGGAUGGCUCGUGUGUGCGUAUUAUUGCGUGUAUGUUUAUAUAUCUACGGUUGCAUGUGUGCCGAUGUGUACGAAAGGCGAAAGUUCGAUGUGUCAGUUGUAGGUAUAGGUGUAGGUUUGGUAGGUUGUGAAGGUUGAGCGAGGAGAGGUACGGCGGAGGGCUGACUGACUGGCUGGCUGGCUGGCUGGCAGGCUGGCUGGCUGGCGCUCGGACGCGGUGGCUGGCAAGUGCAGGUGACUGACUGAGAGACGCUAACCAUUCAAGCUACUUCACAGGACUUUGGUUCAUCCGAUAAUUUUUGCCCACGGCCCAUUCCCUGUCCUCUGAUCACUUUUUCCAAGUGUGCGCGCGUGCCAAAAGUUUUCAUCGACAAAUCAAAUCACGUAUUUUGGGAAUCCGUCCGGACUGGAGCGUGCGAUAUAUACCCGACGAACUUUGUUGGUUAUGGGAACAAGGAAAUAGGAGUACGGAAUUCGCAGCGCCAUUUUGAAAAAUUCGGCCCCGCUAAAAAUUCUCUCUCUCUCUUCUCUCCUCUCCUCUCUCCUCUCUUCUCUCUCCCUGUCUCCCUCCCUCCGCCCUCGCGUUCUCAUAUCGUCGUUGUAAUGAAACGCGUCGUCGUCGCCACGAGACGUUUAUCUCUGUGUUCUUAUUAAUUGUUUAGAUCAACUGUACAGUGGUGUCCCCAUGGAAGGCACGCUGGAAGAACCCCCUAUUAAGGACUCAUCUCAGGCUAGUCCUGAUAAGCUUCUCAAAGGUAUGCUCUAUCUCUUUUUCAAACACAAUUAUAGCAAUUUUUCUUUGUACAACGAAUAUUCACUUUUCUGUUUACUUCAUUUCUUUCAUUGUACAAAAUUGACACCAAUAUCAAGUUUUUGACUUUUUUUGCUGGAUAUUAUUUUAUUGUAUUUUGUAUUUGCAUUGAAUUUGGAUGUCAUAAAAAAAUGUAGCUUGUUCAAAUCAUGUAGCAAUGAUUCUUAUUUUUUAACAUUUGUUCUGUUAUGCUUUUUGAUUACUGUAAUAUAAUUGUAAUUCUUAAUAUAUGUAUAUACAUGUACUUCAUUGAUUUACUAUUUAUUAAUAUGACUAAUGUUAAAAGUACUAAUAGUUUACUUCAUUUAUCGUACUAUGUUAGUAUGUGUUUAAAAAUAAGUUAUAUUUUGCAGAUGUGAUUCUAAAUGGAGUUAAUGGAAAUUAUAAUGACAAGGAAGAAUUCAUUGACGCUGAUUCUAAUAUAUCCAAAUUUGUGUCAAAAGAAAUUAGUGUAGUAAGGGAGGAGAGACAGGAAAGUGAAAAAGAAGACGAUGACGACGAACAUAGAAUGGAUGUUGAAAUGGAAGAAAGGGGUCUAGAAUCUGAAAAUAGUGAACGAAAUGGGUUAGCACAAAACAGAAGUAAAGGCAGUGAAAUGUCAGAAUCAGAAAAUGACUCUAAAAUGUCUAAAUUAUCAGAGGGUGUCAGUGACAUGAACAAUUUUAGUGAAGUGUCUAAGACUGAAGAUAAGUGUAAAAGCACAUCGUGUGAGACUAUGGAAGUUGAUGAACAGAGUAAUUCAGAUGUUGAAUGUCUUGACGAAAGCAUAACAGAAAUACAUUCUGAUCAUGACGAUGUGUUCACUAUGAAAACUUCUGCAGAUAAAGAUUUAUCAGGCAGCAGUGAUAUACAACUUAAUGAGAGUAAUGAAAUUGCUGAUAGUAGUAUGGAUACAUCGGAUGUAAAAAUCUGUGAAGAAAAUGGAAGUUGCGAUAGUCCAGAUAUUGAAGAAAUAACCGAUAGUGCAAAGAAUAGUCAUAAUACUUCACCAGAACGUGCUAAUAAAGAUUCAAAACAAAGAAAAUCGAGAAAGCAAGUAGAUCUUAGUAGUAUUACACCAAGAAGAAGUUCUCGAAAUAUAAAAAGGACAAGUUACAUAGAAAAAGAAAUAGAAGAGGAAGUAGACGACGAUGGUUCAGACAUUGAGGAGAUUAAGCCAGAAGACCCUCUAGCUGGUGUCGAUAGUAAAGAUAAAGAGAAUUCUAAACUAAAAUCACCAAUAAAAAAUAGUAAAACUACCAUUGUAGUCAAUGAUACUAAACGGUUAGUAGAAAUUGCUGCUGGUAGCAAAUCUGUAAAGGGAGGAAAGAAAGAACCUACUUUAGUUAUUAUAGAUACAAAUUCUAUACUUUCUGGGCGUGGUGGUGUUCCUGUGAGUAGCAGCAAACCUCAUCAUACUGUUUCUAGUACUAGCUCAUUUUCAGUAGUUCCAAUGGGAAUGACAACGCAAACUAUGUACCCUAAUAUGAGGACAACUAUUACACCAGUGCCCAUGACAUCAAAAACUGCACAAUUAAGUCCUAAAACCAGUAGUAUGACUACAGUAACACCUACAGUAACACCUCCUAUAUUACCUACUUUAACAGAUGAUAUGUUUGUGGUAGAGGCACCAUCUUUUAUAGUACCAUACGUAUAUGAAAAGCCACCUUUGAAACCAUUAAAGGAAUUUGUUACAAAAUUGGAAAAAUGCUUGGAAGAACAAGAAAAGGAAGAGAGAAGCAAAAGAAGCAUACAAGAAAAUAAGGGAGACGAAUGUGACGAAGAUUCACUGGAUAUGAAUCAAAAAAAUAAAGAUAAAAGUGAUGAAAGUGAAAAUGAAGGAACUUAUAGUAAGAGUAAAAAAGAUGAAGAUAGAGGUGACAAUUCACUAGAUAUAACUGAAUCUGGAUUUAGUAAUAUAAGUGAUAAACCAGAUAUACGACAAGAUGAUAGGAAUAAAAUAUUGACAUAUUUUGACUUACCUCUGGGAAAAUUUUUCAUGCAAAUUGGAGUGAAUCUUGUUCAAGAAUAUGUGCAAACUGAUCUUUUACGGACUCAAAAACGUAAACAGGGCAAAGGUAGCACAUCGGCUGAAACUCAACUAGCUAUAAAUUCACUCAUUAAGAAUCUAGAAUUUAGUAAAGAAAAUAACGAACCAUUCCAUUUAGAAUUGAAAAAAUGUGAAUUCUGUAAUUUUAAAACAGAAUCAACUUUAGUCAUGCAACAUCAUUUAGAAACUCCACAUAUGCGCAAUUACGUCUAUAAGUGUAAUUUUUGUCCAAUUGAAGUGCGUAGUCCUCACGAUAUUUUAUUCCAUAUGGAAGCAGAACAUAAUACUCGCGGAAGGUUGGAGCGGGGUCCAGCUUUUCAUCAGUGUCCUAAUUGUCCAUUCGAAGACAACCAAAAAGGCAAAUUAACUCGGCAUAUACUUGCUUGUACUAAGAAAUUCAGACCAGAAAAGAAUUUAGAACCAGCCGCUGAUUGGGAACCUCCAGCAAAAAUUCCACGAUUAAAUCGAACGAGACCUGUCGGGCCAACUAAUCCCAAUGCACUUGCGAUGGCAAUGAGUGGUAAAGGACCUCAGCCACUUUUACCCAAGUUACUUCCUGCUCCAAUCACCGGUCGCGGAAGAGGACGACCACCUAUGCAACCAAGAUAUUCAGACUUGAAAACAUUACGACCAGGUGGUACAACAAUGCGACAGGGUGGUGGGUGGCUCUGGGACUGUCAUGUCGGCUGUCUCGGGAGUGAGUAGCAGUAGCGGCGGCAGUUCCGGUCAACCCACACCCAUUGCACUUGUACCCAACGUAAUCGACUCUCUCUCUAGAUUGUCCUCAUCACAGAAUACAACAGCAAGUUCCAAAAAUCCUACAGCAAAAUUGUUAAGUCAACCAAGUAUAUCUAUAACUCCAUUACCACGUACAACAUCUCAAACCUCCAUUCCUGGUUCUGGUACUUCAUCAAAGUCUGGAGGAAAAACUACAUUUGUUAUAUGUGAAAUUUGCGAUGGUUAUAUUAAAGGUCUGGAAAGACAUUUACUUGGUUCUCAUGGAUUAGUUACAUCUAGUAUGCAAGAAGCUGCAAAUAGAGGAAAGGAUGCAGGACGUUGUCCUGCUUGCGGCAGGGUAUAUCAAUGGAAAUUACUAAAUCAUGUUGCGCGAGAUCACGGAAUGACAUUAAAACCAGCGCAUCUAUCUUAUAAAUGUACAGUCUGCACUGCCACGUUCGGAAUGUAUAAGCAGUUUGAAAAUCACGUAUAUUCGGCACAUAGUGUCGUAGCUAAAAGAGUAAUGGAUAAGAAGAACACACCUUCAUCUCCAUCGUCCAGAUCCAAUGACUCCCUUCUGAAACCAUUGAAGAUCAAUGAUGAAAUUACGAUUAUUCCACAACCAGCAAAACCUACAACCAGGUCGGGUACAUCUCAAGGCAGAGGAAAAUAGCAAUGAUCAGCAGAGUGAUACAUGUGUCUUGUCUUAAUGAAUUUCACGUAAUUUUGUGGUACUCCAUACCAGUCAUUGUAAUAUACAAUGACUGACGUGCCGUGUACAUGUGUAUGCAUAUUAUGCUUAAGACGCAAUUACAACACAUAAACCUACAACUCUUGGCAAAAAAAACUAGUUGAUUGCGUAAUAAUAUUCCAUCAAUGAUUAUACCGAUAUAUUUAUUUAAGAAUUUUUAUUGUUGUUAUCAGACAUAGAUAAAAUAGACUGUAAAAAUAUUAAAGGGUGGCCUUCAGUCUAAUUCCUUGGUUAAUCCUAGAGCUGCAUAUUCCUGACCUACAUGCCUAUGAAAACCUAUAAAUACGAAGUAUAUUUACAUUUUAUGCGACACUUACAUGUCAUACUGCGAAUUACUCUUGGAUAGUAAAUUCACUAAUAAUAUAAAUUCUUUUUCUAAGACAAAUAUACUUGAAUUAAUUCUAUUUUGUUAUUAACGCUAAUACGAUUACGUAGGGCAAUGAAUGAUAAACUGUCCUUACUCCAUAUAUUCGAUGUGUCUACGCGUCAUGUUGCGAAGUAAUUUCUGAACGGUAUACCAAGUAUCAAAUUGUAUUAAUUAACAGGGAGUGCCCUAAACUGUUUCGCGAUGUCCUGAAAAGUGAUGAAUAAUUUUUCUUCAUUUUUUCAAUCACAUGUAUACUUUCUUCUUUCUUUUCUAAUUUCGCCAUCGUACUUUUAAGCGACGAAUGUGGAAUUUAUAAUAAUUCUCUGCUUAAUUUGUAACAUUUCAUAAACUUGUGUGUAUGAAAUAAGUUAUAAAAUCAAAAAAUCUUUUGAAGUUGUAAAUUGUGUCUAUUUUCUGUAAGUUGGAACUUUUCGUCGCAAAUAUUGUAAUAAAAUAUUGAGUUAUUUUUUGCGCUCUUACAUAAACAAAAAUGUACAUUAACAUAGAGUAUAAUAUAAACGAUUGUAUUAAUAAAAUAGGAUGGCACAUAUAUGUGUAUACAUUUUUUCUGUUGAAACGAUAAAUUUAUUAUGACACCGAACUUGUUAGUACGAACAUCGCGACAUUUAAACAUAUAUUUAUAUAUGUAUAUAUAUAAUAUCAAGCAAAAUAUUAUAUAUAUAAAUAUG